Messenger RNA from Rubroshorea leprosula, 635 nucleotides. The record is from the annotation of a GenBank genome assembly. Lineage: Eukaryota; Viridiplantae; Streptophyta; Magnoliopsida; Malvales; Dipterocarpaceae.
AGGUUGCAUUUUAUUCCUUUCUCAAAAUGAAUACAAAAAAAUUCAAGAAAUACACAUUAGAGCAGGAUUACAAAAGGCCUAAAGAAAUCUUUCUUCUUCGAGAAGAAUUCGUCAGAGCAAAGCUUCCCUUCUUCACUAUUAAGAUCAUUAUUAUUCAAAACGGAGGUUGAACAAGUCUUUACAACAUGAUAUAUCGCAAGCUUUUCAGAGUGUAUGCCUCUUAUGCUUUUUACAAACCAUAAGUAUGCAAUUUCUUGCAAUUGCCAAGAAAGUUGUAGCAAUUCAACUUAGUGCAGAAAUUCGAAGACAAGCUCAAAACUACACAAGUAAAAAUGGAAAUUCUUGCAACUUAAACAUGCAGAUUUCCAACCAAAGAUUGUUUCCAAGGGUUAAACCCAUUUUAACCCAAACAUGUUAAAUACAAUUCUCAAAAAAAAAAAAAAUUCCAGAACAUGCAAGCAAAACCAAAAUUGUAACAAUCUCGAAAUGAUGUACAAUUCGCAAUAUGGCUAACUAGAUGAUACACUGAAACACAAUUUCUCGUAAUCAUACAAAAUCCAAACAUGCUGAACUUCAUACCUAAAAAUUUUUCUACCGUGACUAUUUGCCUAUCCAGAAUAUGCUAAAUUCAGAAC